Nelumbo nucifera (sacred lotus) is the source of this 1336-nucleotide messenger RNA. Its product is annotated as Haloacid dehalogenase-like hydrolase (HAD) superfamily protein. The record is from RefSeq and is a predicted model, not a curated record. Lineage: Eukaryota; Viridiplantae; Streptophyta; Magnoliopsida; Proteales; Nelumbonaceae. Gene Ontology annotation, cellular component: chloroplast.
ACUUUUCCGAAUUUGUUAUUAAAAUUGUAACGAUUAGAUGAGAUGAGAUUAGAUCUGUUGUUACGUUGUGUGUGAAUUAGCUUAAGCUUCUAUUGAAAAAAAAAAAAAAAAAAUUAGCUUAAGGCCUUAAGCCAGUGCAGCGCAACUCGACUCGCGCAUCCGACCAUGUCGUCUCCAUCGGAUGAUUGUCGCACCAGAAAGCGGAGUGGAGUGCGUGUUUGAAGGGGACGGACACAACACUCCCAGCCCUUCAUAAAAUCAUGCAACUACUGCUUUCAAGAGCCGCUUUUGUCUUGUAUUCUCGGCCGUCUAUGGCGCAUUUGAGCACCACCACCACCAGCACUAGGCAGAGGAUGAGGUUGAGGGGUGUGGUGUUCGACAUGGACGGAACCCUAACGGUUCCCGUCAUAGAUUUCCAUGCUAUGUAUAAGGCCGUACUCGGCGAGGAAGAGUACGCCUCUGUCAGAUCCAAAAACCCUUCCGGCAUCGAUAUAUUACACCACAUUGAAACUUGGAGUCCCCAGAAGCAGCAAAAGGCUUACGAGAUCAUUGCCGAGUUCGAGCGGCAAGGACUCGAUCGCCUUCAGAUCAUGCCCGGUGCAGCAGAAAUUUGUAGUUUUCUUGAUUCAAAGCAAAUAAGGAGAGGUUUAAUUACUCGUAAUGUCAAAGAAGCAGUUGAUUUGUUUCAUCUACGUUUUGGAAUGACGUUCUCCCCAGCACUCAGUAGGGAGUUUCGCCCUUAUAAACCAGACCCAGCCCCAUUAUUACAUAUCUGUGCAACUUGGGAUGUUCACCCUAAAGAAGUAAUGAUGAUUGGCGACAGCCUUAAAGAUGAUGUAGCUUGUGGGAAACGAGCAGGAGCUUUUACAUGCUUGCUUGACGAAACAGGGAAGUAUGAUUCUCCCAAGUUUGAUGCUGUUGAUCUAAAACCAGAUUUCAAGGUGUCUUCACUUCUUGAUGUUCAUUCAUUGCUGGAAGCAAAUUUCGAUCUGAGACCGUAACCCGAAGCACUUCGGUGACACUAAAGGUGCCAGCCUGCCAGGGAACGCAAAAACUAACUUAAGAGGUAGUGAUGUCACAUAGUUUCUUCAACCAUGAUAUCAAUGCCAAGAUCCCAGUUGUAAAAACAAAUUCUACAUAUUAUCAAAUCAUCCAUGUCAUACAGCCUAAUUCAUAUGCUUCUUCAUUAGUAAGCUGAGUAAAAAACAAAGAUUGCAAUGAAAUUUAUGUAUUGAAAAAAGGGUUAGGAGCCAAUAACCACUGAGCUGAUAAUACAAAGAAUUUGUCAGAGGAUUGGUCUCAGUCUCGUGGCUAAAAAGCGAGCAAAGACAUUGUA